Messenger RNA from Dermatophagoides pteronyssinus (European house dust mite), 4898 nucleotides. RefSeq names its product DNA polymerase alpha catalytic subunit (gene PolA1). Gene Ontology annotation, cellular component: alpha DNA polymerase:primase complex. The record is from RefSeq and is a predicted model, not a curated record. Gene Ontology annotation, molecular function: chromatin binding; nucleotide binding; DNA replication origin binding. Gene Ontology annotation, biological process: DNA replication; lagging strand elongation; mitotic DNA replication initiation. Lineage: Eukaryota; Metazoa; Arthropoda; Arachnida; Sarcoptiformes; Pyroglyphidae.
UGUGUUUUUAAUAAAAUUUUUGAGCUGCGUCGCGCGAGAUUGGCGCUCUUUUAAUUUUUUUUUUGUUCGAAAAUAAACAAGAAUUCUGAAUUUUGUUUUUGUUUUUGUUUUGCGAUGGAUUCUGAUAAUGGUGGACGAACACGACGUGCAUUAAGCCGUCAAGCUGUAAAAAAACAAGAAGCAUUAGAACGGCUUCGUUCGUUGAAAAAUACUGGACAAAAAAAUCGUCUUGUCAAUGUGGAAGAAUCAUGUGUUUAUGAAGAAGUUGAUGAAGAAUCAUAUGCAAAAUUAGUUUCAAAACGACAACGUGAAGAUUGGAUUGUUGAUGAUGAUGGUUCGGGUUAUGCUGAACAUGGUCGUGAAAUUUUCGAUGAUGAAUAUGAUUCGUUUGAUGAAAAUGAUGGUGAAUCUGGACAAAAUAAUAAUGCAGAUCGUUCGAAACAACGAAAUAAAUAUCGCUUGAAAGGAAAUCAAUCAAAAGAUCAAAGAGUUGAUGAUAAUAAAAAAAGCGAUAUUCGAAAUAUGUUUAGUGCGAUGAAUAAAUUGAAAACUACAACAAAACAACAUUCAAAACUUUCACCAAUGGCCAUCAAUUCAACAUUCGCUGCAAAAAAAUCACUGAAUGAAGUUCAAAUUGAUGAUGAUGAAAUUGAAAAUCUUGUCGAUUCGAUAACAACGAAAUCAAAAUCAUCACCAAUGGUCGGUGGAAAUGGUAAUUUUCAACCACUGAAAUUACAACGUAAACAGGCAACAAAUAUUGGUGUAACAACAACACCAAAUAUGAGUGCGAAAAAACGAAAAACAAUCGAUUCAUCAUCAUCGACAACAAAAAAUGGUUCAUCAAAUUUACAACCACCAUUUAAACGUCGUUCAAAUGUACAAAAAGAUUUUGAUUUUGAUCAAAUCAUUGAUAAAGAAGAAAUUGAUAGAAACAAGCAGCAGCAGCAAACAGUUGAGAAUAAAAAGAUUUCAAUCAAAGAAGAACCAAUGGAUGACUAUUCCCUGAAUGAUUUGGAUUUCACUUUACCCGAUCAUAAUGAUGAUGAUUUGGAUGAUGAUGACCACAAUCAAAUUUCAAUGAAAUUAAAAGUAGAAAAAUUUCCCGAAGAAGAAUGGAUUGUUACCGAAAGUAAUGUUGAUCAAGAAACCGAAAACGAUUCAAACUCAACAGCAACUGCUUCAACAAAAAUAACAUCACAGCAAAUCAUGCCAAAAGAUAUUGAAUUCGAAAUGGAUUCAGAUCAGAAUAAAUUAAUGAAAUUUUAUUGGUUUGAUGCAUUUCAUGAUCAGAAUUCACAUUCAGAUCGAAUAUUUUUAUUUGGAAAAAUUUAUACGGAUUUAUCAUUGAAACAACAUAUUAGUUGUUGUUUACAGAUAAAAAAUCUUGAACGUCGAAUAUUUCUUCUACCACGUGAAUAUUUUCGUGAUGAUCGUAGUCGUCGUGUUCGAUUGGAUGAUGUACGUGAAGAAUUUGAACAACAAAUUGCACCAUCAUUAAAAAUACGACAAUUUCGUUCAAGAAAAGUAUAUAAACGUUAUGCAUUCGAAUUGUUGGACGUACCUGAUGAAGCUGAAUAUUUAGAAGUUUUAUAUCCAGCCAUUUAUCCAUCAUUAUCGGUAAAAUUUCUGGAAGGAAAUACUUAUCGUCAUGUUUUCGGUACACAAUCAUCAAUAUUGGAAAAUUUUAUUUUGGAUAAAAAUCUUAUGGGUCCAGGUUGGUUAUUGAUAAAAAAUCCUGAAAUUUCGGAUCAACCAGUUAGUUGGUGUAAAUUAGAAUUGACCAUAUCGGAACCAAAAGAUCAGAUUUCUGUUCUGGAACAAACCACCAAUGAUAAACUUCGACAAUCUUUGCCACCGAUACCAAAUUUCACAUUGCUGAGUCUUUGUUUCAAAACAUUUGUCCAUGUGGAAACAAAAACAACCGAAAUUGUAGCCAUAAGUUGCCUGGUGAAUCGUCAUUUCAAUUUUGAACAAAAUCAACAACAACAAAAACAGAAAAAAUUUGAUCAACAUUUUUGUAUAAUAACAAAAUUAAGUGGACGUAAUGGUCGUGAUUUACCUGUUGAUUUUAAUCAUAAAAUGGCAUUAAAAGAUUAUGGAAAAACCAAAGUGGAAAUUAUGAUGAAUGAACGACAAUUAUUAACAUUUUUUAUGGCAAAAUUUCAACAAAUUGAUCCGGAUAUUAUUAUUGGUCAUGAUAUUUAUAAUUUUGAUUAUGAUAUUCUUCUACAACGAUUUGGUCAUUAUAAAAUCCCAUUGCAAUGGUCAAAAUUAGGACGUCUUAAAUGUUCGGGUAUACCGGCUACAAAUAAUCGUUCAACCAUAAAAGAUAAACAUCUAUUACAUGGCCGUUUAAUAUGUGAUAUAAAAUUAAUGAGUCGUGAAUUAUUAACACGUGCUAAAAGUUAUGAUUUAACUGAAUUAUCCAGUCAAUUAUUACGUAAAGGACGUUUUGAAAUUGAACAACAAUGUUUACCAAAUUAUUAUGAUGAUUCACAACGUCUUUUACGUUUGAUUGAAUUUCUUAUGAAAGAUAAUGAUCUUAUAUUAUCAAUUGCAUAUGAAUUGAAUUGUUUACCACUUUGUAAACAAAUUACAAAUAUUGCUGGAAAUUUAUUAUCGCGAACAUUGUUAGGUGGUCGAUCGGAACGUAAUGAAUAUUUAUUAUUACAUGCAUUUAAUCAACGUGGUUAUUUAGUACCGGAUAAAAUUGAUCGAUCAAUGAAAUCAAUAAACAAACAACAGCUACAACAACAACAAAAUGAUGUUGUUAAACAAUCAGAAGAAUCGGAAAUAAUGGUAGCAGCCGAUAAUAAAAAAUCAUCAUCAUCAUCAUCAUACACGGGUGGUUUAGUGCUGGAACCAAAAAUUGGCUUCUAUGAUCGUUUUAUUCUGUUGAUGGAUUUCAAUUCACUUUAUCCAUCAAUCAUACAAGAAUAUAAUAUUUGUUUUACAACAAUACGAUGUCAAUCAACAAAAAAUAAUAAUGAUGGUAAUUCGAUUGAUAUCGAAAUACCAAACAAAAAAACCGAUGAUAAUAAUGAAGGUAUAUUACCUGUUGAAAUUCGUAAAUUAGUUGAUUCAAGACGUGAAGUUAAACGACAAUUAUUUGAUCCAACAAUUUCAAAUGAUCAACGUUCACAAUUAGAUAUUAAACAAAAAGCAUUAAAAAUUACAGCCAAUUCAAUGUAUGGUUGUCUGGGUUAUGAACGUUCAAGAUUUUAUGCUAAACAUUUAGCAUCAAUGGUUACACAAAAAGGUCGUGAAAUUCUUUUGAAUACAAAAGAAUUGGUUGAAAAAAUGGGUUUUGAAGUUAUUUAUGGUGAUACUGAUUCGAUUAUGAUUUUAACACCAUGUACAAAAUAUGAAGAAGUUCGUGAUAUUGGCCGUAAAAUUCAGGCUGAAGUUAAUCAAUUAUAUCGUCGUCUUGAAAUCGAUAUUGAUGGUGUUUUUCGUUCAAUGUUAUUGUUGAAAAAGAAAAAAUAUGCAGCAUUGGCAGUGAUUCCAUCACGAGCGAAUAAUAAUUCUGAAUUACAAUAUGAACGUGAAAUUAAAGGUUUGGAUAUUAUUCGUCGUGAUUGGUCAUCAUUAGCUAAAAUGGCCGGUGAAACCGUUUUGGAUUUCAUUCUAAAACCAGAUCAAAAUUCACAAUUAAUUGUUGAUCAAAUUCAUCAAUAUUUAAAACAAUUAGCGGAAAAAAUACGUAAUGGUCAAUUGGAUUUAGAAUUGUUUGUCAUAAAUAAAGCAUUGGCUAAACGCCCGGAAGAAUAUGGUGAACAAGGAAAAAAUCUUACACAUGUUAUGAUUGCUACACGUUAUAAUCAAUUGAAUUUAGGAAAAAAACUGGGCUCAGGUGAUACAGUUCCGUUUAUCAUUUGUGUGGAUGGUACGAAAAAUUCCGCUACACAACGUGGUUAUCAUUUGGAUGAAGUACGACAAAAACUUUUAAAACAACAAGAAAAACAAAAAGAUGAUUCCGCUGGAGAUAAAGAUUCAACGUUUCAUAUUGAUAUUGAUUAUUAUCUUAGUCAACAAAUAUUUCCAGUUGUAUCACGUUUAUGUGAACCAUUGGAUGGUACUGAUACGGUUAUAUUGGCCGAAUUUCUUGGUAUUGAUUGUCAACAUCGUCAUGUUCAACGUAAUGGCAAUGAUCAACAAUCAUUGGAUCCAACAUUAUCGAUUGCUUGUGGUGAUGAAAAAUAUGAUUGUUGUGAUUCAUUAUUUCUUCGUUGUCCAUUCGAUAAUUGUCGGGGAAUUUUAGAAAUUCGUGAUCUAUUUUGUUUAUGGUCAAAUCGAAAAAUUCGUCGAUUAAAUUCGAAAGAAAUUUCGGAAAAUUUUAAACCCGAUCAACUAUUUGAAUUAACAUUGGAUGGUUGUCGACAAUGUCAUCGAAAAUUUGAUCCAAGAUUUAUGGAAUUUUAUUUUGAUUUAGAAAUUCGCCGUCAAAUUGAUUAUCAUGUGAAUCAAAAAUUUGGUCAACGUUCAAUGCAAUGUGAUGAUCGUGGUUGUUCGCAUCGAACUCGUUAUCUAUCCGGUAUGAUUACACAAAAACAUAUUGUCUGUCCACGUUGUGGUAAUGGAAAUCUUCAACCGGAGGUUUCUGAACAUUUUCUCUAUCAACAGCUAACAUUUUUUCAUCGUAUAUUUGAUUUUGAUUAUACAUUACAAAGAUUUCAUUUAUUAUCAUUACCGGAUGAAUAUCAAUGGAAUCUUCGUCGAAAAUUACUUAAACAAAAAUAUGGUGAUCUAUUUAAUCGUUUACAACGUACCGUACAAUAUUAUCUGGAUAAAAGUUCAUAUAAUGAAUUUGAUUUAGGAUUUUUAUUUCGUAAAUUUCGUUAUAAUAAUAAUAAUAAUGCAGCUGCUUCGAAAGUAAACUAAUUCAUUCAUUCAUCUUG